Stylophora pistillata is the source of this 5257-nucleotide messenger RNA. RefSeq lists its product as uncharacterized. The record is from RefSeq and is a predicted model, not a curated record. NCBI's taxonomy places the organism in Eukaryota, Metazoa, Cnidaria, Anthozoa, Scleractinia, Pocilloporidae. Gene Ontology annotation, molecular function: protein binding.
GUUACCUUGCCUGUUGUUCGUUGACAACAAAUGGCGUCUCGAUCACCGUUUACCUUGCAUUUACUAACUUGUAUCAGUUUUAUUCGAAAACCACAUGUAGAAAAUAGUUUUUAAGAAUAAUUACACCAGUAUGGCUACUAUGAUCAACGGGCAGUUGAUCCUGGAAGAGGAAUAUGAUGAAAACUAUCAACCGACAGAACAAGAGAUAUUUGAGUAUGCCCAUUCAAUAGGUAUUGAUCCUAUAAAAGAAAGAGAUCUUCUGUAUAUUGCAAGGGAAGGUAUUGUUGCUCCUCUACCAGAUGAUUGGAAACCUUGUCAAGAUGCCAAUGGAGAUAUUUACUAUUUUAACUUCCAAACGGGUGACAGUGUCUGGGAUCACCCAUGCGAUGACUAUUAUAGAAACAUGGUUACUGAUGAAAGAAGAAGAAGAAGCAGUAUGGGUGCAUCAGCGAAAAAAGAUAAUAAAAAGAAGGAUAAAAAGGAUGGAGGCAAGAAAAAUAAGCCACUUGAAGGAUCUUUAAAUAAACAGAAGUCUCUUAGCCCUGGUUUGGCACCACUGAAAGGUGAAGGUUCCCUAGCUCCAUUGAGAGAUUCUUCUCCUGGUCGCUCAUUGGGUGGUUCCCUUGGAGCAAGCACAGGGAGCACUUUAGGUAGGGGCUCCCUUGGAGGGGGCUCUCUUGGAGGGGGCUCUCUUGGAGGGGGGUCUUUUGGAAGAGGCUCUCUUGGAGGGGGCUCUCUUGAAGGAGGCUCCCUUGGAGGUUCUCUGGGAAAAAAUCCCUUAGGUGGAGGCUCUAAUGGUGGGCUUGGGACUAGUGGAAGGUUUUCAGGUGCAGAUCGACAUAUGGAUCCUUUUAAGCAGGCCCCUCUUGGUGGCGUUAAGGAUUUACUAGGGAAACAGUCAACAGAUCAAGAAAAGUUUGGACGUGGAGUUGGUGAUGGUAGUGGAACAAUCACGCUAAGCACUGGAUUAGGGGACAACAUAAAUCUGAACUUUAUGAAUGAUCUUUCAGAAGAUGAGGAAGAAAAGAGUGAUUUUGGACGGCCAACAAUUGAUCUUGCUGGUGUACAUGACAUAGGAGCACUUGGCUAUGAGGACUCAGAAGUGGAAGAAAGCUCAAAUAUCAAGUCUCCUCCCACGCCAUCAAUGAGUGAUGUUGAUGAUGGAGAAGAAGUGGACUUUGGCAUCAACAAGACAUUGUCUGACAGACUGGAGGGAAUGAGUGCAGAGCUUUUAAGUCCAGCACAAAGUGCCACUAAAGCAGAGGCUCAAGCUAGUGGAGUAGCUGCAGUGAGCAGCAGUGUAAGGACAAUGGCUGGAGUGAGGAGUAGUGAUAUUUUGAUUCAAGAUCCAAGUCCUUCCAGUAACAAGGAGAGUGGUGUAACAACGAACAAGGUGGAAGAAGAGAGGUUACAGAAAGCCACACUACAGGCCGAGGCGGCAGAAAGAAGAGCAUCACAUCAGAGGGAACAAGAACAAGCAGAGAAUCAAGAAAAAGAAAAGCUUGCAAAAGAAGCAGCCAAAGCAAUCGAAGACAUGAGGAAAGCCACUGAGAAAGAACUGAACGAGGCAAAGCAGAAACUACAGAAAGAGAAAGAAGAUGCUCUCAGGAAACUUCAAGAGCAAUAUAAAAAAGAACAGGACAGUGAGGAAGAACGACUGGCAAAGGAACACGAUGCUGUGAUGAAAACACUCGGAGAAAAAGCCAGAGAAGACGCUCUAGAGGAGGAAGCCAUGUUGCAAGAGGGUAAGCAGGAUGCUAUGAGGAAACUUAAACAGCAGAUACAAAGAGAACAAGAGCAGGAAGAGGCUGAACUGAGAAAGGAAAAGGAAGAGGCCUUGAAAGUACUCAAGGAAGAGCUAGAGGAACAUGAGGAACAAGAGAACGACAAGAUGGCGGAUGAACGAGAGAAGGCCUUACGGAAGAUGCGGGAGACAUUUGCAGCGGAACUGGAGGAAGAAAAACAGAAGUUAAAAGAUAAACAGAGUGAAGUUGUAGAUGAGUUAAGGGAGAAAUUAGAGAAGGAAAAAGAGAUGGCGUUGGAGGAGCUACAACAAAACAAAGAGUACGAACUUCAACAACUGAAAACGGAGUUAGCCGAGAAACAUGAGAGAGCGCUGCAGGAGCUGAAGAAUGAGCUAGAAGUGGCACAAAACAGCCAAUUAAAUGCUGCACGUAGAUCUGCGGCGGAAUCCAAACCUAAUUUCACCAUGAGUAUGGACUCACUAGAUGUCGAGGCUCAACAAGAAUUUUUGAACAGGAAAAAAGAUUUAGAAGCUAAGAACGAGGAACAACUAGAGGCUUUGCGGAAAGAAUACGAGAAGAAAAUUUACAGCAUAAAACAAGAGUGGAAGGAACAGGAGACCAAGGAGAGGUUUGACUUGAGCGAAAAAUGGGAAAAGGAGAAGAGGAACUUGACAGAUGAACACAAAAAGAAUAUGAACAAACUGCGACAGGAGAUGGAGACUGAGAAGAACAAGCUGCAAAGAGAACUGGACCAAAUGGAAGCAAGUAUGGCGACCGAACGAGACAACCUGCACAAGCUGCGCGAGGCACUUGAACAAGAGGAAGAAGAAUUAGCCUCCCAGAGGAGAGCAUUGGAGGAGAAUCAAGAGGAAAUAGGAGAGGAGAAGAGAAGACUUGUACAGCAGAGGGAGGCUCUAGCUCGAGCCGGCAAGCAGGCAGUGGCAUCGACAGGAGAGGAUGGAACACUCGCAGGGCUUCAGUUAGAUGAAAUCAAGGCAGCUAUCUCAAGUGGUGAACGUGACUUGAGUAAAUUAAACAGGUUCGUGUUUCGAAUGUUUCUUUUAUUAUUUUACACACUCAUUCCCACCCUUGCAUACGCUUUGUUCCUUUUUUACCCACUGAUCACGAGUUAUUUAAUACUAUACAAACAAACACUCGCAAGGCUUCAGUUAGAUGAAAUCAAGGCAGCCAUCUCAAGUGGUGAACGUGACUUGAGUAAAUUAAACAGACAGAAGAAGAACCUUGAAACCGAAUUGGAAAAGUUAAACACUUCUAAGCAAGAGCUUCAGCGUGACGUAAGCAACUUUACGAAAAAUCUGAAAGAACUCAAAGAAAGUUGUCGAAAGCAGAAUGAAGAGCUACAAGACCUUCUGAUUCAGCGUGAUAGACUUCAAGAAGAAACCAUUACGAACGGUGUACGCGAAAACACCCUGGUAAAUGACAGUGGUCUUGAAAAGCCAGUGCCCUCCUCAUCGAAAGUUAGAGACGUAAGGAAAAGGCCCAAAAAACAAGGAGCUGACGUGGGUUCUGAAGAUGAAGCCCUACAUGUAGAGGAUCUGGAACCUCCUGGUGUUUCUGCGACUCAGGGCAAUCGUCUUGUGCCACCUUCAGAAGUGAAAGAUCGUUCAGACAGCGAGGACCUUUCCCCAGGUGAAUUUUCUCCCCGGGCAGCUGUGCAUUCAACGGCCAAGAAAGGCUCAGUAGGAGUCCGAGUACCAAAAGAGCCCGGUGGAUUGGAGAGAGCUUUCGAUUUAGCAGAUAUCUCAUCAGAUGAAAGUUCUUCCGAGAACGUCCAAGGAACCUUCCUGUAUUUAAAGAAGAAAGCUGAACUUCGUAACAGCGAAUUGAAAAGCCGCAUUGCGCAAGAGGGAGAUGCAAUAACAAGGGCCAAGGAAUUUUUACGACGGCAACGGCGCUCUGUCCAACGAAGACAAACCGCUUUAGAGGAUGCUCGGAAAGAAUGGACAAAUGAUGUGUCGCGGAACAGUUCACGAGGAAAGCCUCUGUCCAGUCGUAACGCUACGUUCUUGGAAGAUGUAAGAACACGCUUAGAUGAGGAGGAAGCGGAACUUGGAGUGGUAAUGGACAACAUGACCGCUGGCCAAGAAUUGCUGAGACAGAAGGAAGAUAGGCUCAGGGUUUUAGAGAACGCCUUGUUAGGCGGAAUGUCAACUGCUUCGGACUCGGGAGACACAUUCCUUGGGCAUUCCAGAAACGCUCGUCCGUCGACAAGAGACAGGCACCGUCCUCGGAAAACGCCGCGUAAGACUCUUGAUGAUGACGACAGCAGCGGCAUCAGCAGUAGCGACUAUGGUGAUAUCAUAAGCGGGAACGUUAGAAGAAGUGACGUCAAGAUGGGCAGCAGGCAGCCGAAAGUGGCCCUUCCCAGAAACCUGAGGAAACCCUCUACUGGGGAUGAAAGCUCCGAAGCCGUUCAUUACUCGUUACAGCAGAUAAACACGGACUUGGCGCGGAUUUUAACAUUACUUCAGACUCGUGCACCAUCCUUUACUCACCCAAGUGUCACGCCGGGCCCCUUCAGGGCUGAGCAUGUCACGCAGCCGUUUCCUGAUGCUCUCAGGGAGCCUCGUGUCGCGCCUGUGUAUCCUGAAGCAAGUCGGGUCAGUCAGGCCCAGGUCCCCUACCACCCUGGCACAGUAACAGAUCCUUAUCUUUCGAGAGGUGCUAGUGUUCCUGUGGUACCCACUGGUGCUCCUGUGGUACCCACUGGUGCUCAUGUGGUACCCAGCCGCCACGGACAAACUACUACUUUCAGUCCUAUGAAUAGCGGACCUCCACAAACUCAGGCUCCAUACAGAAACCAGGAAAGCACUGAGUCGCAGCUGGAAAGGAAAUGGAGAUCGUACUUUGGAGAUCAAUCACGUGACUCGCCAGCCUCGCUUUCCCUCGGACCUACGGGUAGUUUGUCGGGGUCAAGGGAACCAGCGGGUGUAAAGGACUGGACCUCAGAGAAAGAGUUAAGCACCGCUGAGCGAUUGCAGUCUCAUGCCGAGUGGCUUCGCAAUUUUCGGCGCGAGGCUGGCCUUCAAGUUAGUAAUGCAAGGGGACCGGAAGACAGAGCAGUUUCAUUCCCCACCCGGCAAGGAUCAACACGAGACUUUCAACUGGGGAUGUCAAGUGGUCGUUCCUCAUUGUCCAGGCCUCCUCGACUAACGCUUAAUGAAAAGAAUGAAAUUCGUUGGGUUUGAUCACAGUUCGCCAAAAGCGUUAUGAAGUUCAUAGCGGUGAUAAGUUUUAAAAAAAUGCGUUUUACGUAAGAAAAUUCUUUUGGAGACCUUUAUGAGAUUUUUGUGAGUCUGUUCAGUGAUAACUGAUACUUGCGUUGUUUUGGCAAGAUUUUAAAUUCUUAUCUCGGGCGUAAUAAUGUUUUACGAACUGACACCGGAUUUGGCGAAAGGUGGUUGUUGUGUGAGGUGAGUGACUCGCAAGUAGCGUGCGUUUGCGUGUACACCCGUAAUUGCAGUGAAUCUGAUUAAAGCAGUUGAAAAUUU